AUGACCAGACAAGAAGAACCCCCAAAAGGCCGAAGGGGCUCCCUCGCACCGCAUACACUAUACGAAACUGAAGCCGCCGAGCUCACAAAUCUCUCGGACAUAUGCAAGUUCGAUUGCGGCCAGACGACGCCACAGCGCUUGUGGAAUGCCAAAGAUGAUUGCACAGCGCAUGGCGACGACCCGUCCGCGCCUGAUACGGUGCUCUACCUGGCGUACGGAUCCAACAUGUGCGCCCAGACGUUUCUCGGCAUGCGCAAGAUCAAACCCCUUUCGCAGAUGAAUGUUUGUGUGCCUAGUCUGCGCUUGACAUUCAGCCUACCUGGCGUCGCGUACAUGGAGCCGUGCUUUGCCAACGUUGACUACCGCGAUGCCGAGUCUGAAAUGCCUGACGGGCACCCGGAUAAGAACUGGGACGGCCGUCUGGUCGGCGUCGUCUACGAGGUGACCCAGUCUGACUGGCGCAACAUUAUGCGGACCGAGGGCGGCGGCGCCAGCUACAAGGAGAUUGUUGUGCCCUGCAUCCCACUGUCCAGCGCGGCCGGCGCGACGCUGCCCGCCACGUUUAUGGCCAGGACUUUGCAUGCGCCGCGAACCCCCGACCAUAAGCGGCCAGGCAACUGCGGGUGGUGGGAUCGGCUCACAACCGGACCGUAUCGCCCACGCGACGACUACGCGCAGCCCAGCCCGCGUUACAUCAACCUGCUACGGACCGGUGCCCAGGAGCACAAUCUGCCGCUUGCAUACAAAGAGUACCUGGAUUCGAUACAGCCGUAUACAGCCACGAGUACUGGACAGAAGCUUGGAAAAUUCAUCUUUAUGCUACUAUUUCUGCCGUUGUUUAUCUUGAUGAUCCGCGCGGCGGCGCUGUUUGCAGACGAAAACGGUCAAAUUCCCAAGGGCUUGUCGACGGCCAUGACAAUCAUAUCCAACAUAAUGUGGAUAUGCUAUGAUCUUUUCCUUAGGCCUGUUUUCGGGGAUGGAGAGAGAACGAGAGCAAUGGACGACGCAAAAAGGGAUACGGCACAUGCAAUCAGUGAAAAGGGGCGUUUAUUAGACGGUUCACAAGAAUCCGAGCUUCAUGCUCCAAUGGCGUGA
Messenger RNA from Beauveria bassiana ARSEF 2860, 1095 nucleotides. Its product is annotated as GliK protein. Gene Ontology annotation, molecular function: gamma-glutamylcyclotransferase activity. The transcript has a single exon. The record is from RefSeq and is a predicted model, not a curated record. NCBI's taxonomy places the organism in Eukaryota, Fungi, Ascomycota, Sordariomycetes, Hypocreales, Cordycipitaceae. The coding region runs from base 1 to 1095 and encodes 364 amino acids.